AUGGGCGUGCCAACACCCCUGUGCUUUGUCCUCAUUGGUUCACAGAAGCCUGUGUUUGUGAUUCGGCUGUCCUUCCAGCUCCUGCUCCUCGUGGACAGCACACACAUGGCCAGCACUCCUGUCCCUGUGCUCACAAAGUCACGCCGUCUACCCAUGAGCACACAGUACGGACGUACCCGGCUGCCUCUGCCGCCCCCACGUUCUCUCCACUUUCGGGCUGAUGGCGCUUCCUCCCCAACACCCGCCUCUGCCUGCCCGCGGUCAGCUGUGAAUGGACGGGGUGUAAGCCCAGGGCUGACUCUGAAGCAGGAAACUUCAGAAGACACAGACACUCAGGGAGAGGCCAGGCCUGGACAGCUACAGGAAUCUCUGCAGGUGCUGGGACUUCCACGCCUCUGUGAGAGCAACGAUGCCAUGGAGGGGCCUGGGAGCGCCCCUCUAGGGUCCAGCACCAGUGAGAAGCCUGGCGGAGCUCGGGGCCAGCGGAGCUCUGAGCCUGGGAGGCGGAAAGGACGGCCUUACCCGUGUGGCACGUGCCGCCGAAGCUUCACGUGUUCCUCGGAUGCGGCGAAGCACCAGAGCGUCCACUGUGGCCAGAAGCCAUAUUCGUGCAGCGACUGCGGGAAGGCCUUCAUCCACAGCUCACACGUGGUCCGGCACCAGCGGAUACACAAUGGGGAGCGGCCCUACGUCUGCCAGGAGUGUGGGAAAGCCUUCAGCCAGAGCUUCAACCUCAUCCGCCACCAGAGGACCCACACGGGGGAGAAACCCUACUGCUGUGUGGAGUGUGGUAAGACCUUUGUCCAGCGGUCAGACGCCGCCAAGCACCAGCGGAUUCACACUGGUGAGAGACUGUACGAGUGCCACGAGUGUGGGAAAGCCUUCAUCCACAGCUCCAACGUCGUCCGGCACCAGAGGACCCAUCACGGGGAAAACCCCUACCAGUGUCAGGAGUGCGGCCAGGCCUUCAGCCAGAGCUCCAACCUCAUCCAGCACCAGCGCGUACACAGCGGCGAGCGGCCCUACGCCUGCGCAGAGUGCGGCCGCGCCUUCAGCCGCAGCUCCUUCCUCCGAGAGCACCGGCGCAUCCACACCGGGGAGAAGCCCUUCGAGUGCGCCGUCUGUGGCCGCGCCUUCCGCGCCCUCUCGGGCUUCUUCCGUCACCAGCGCGUCCACAGCGGUGAGAGGCCGUUCCGCUGCACUGAAUGCAGUCGAGCCUUCGCCCUGAGCUCGCACCUGAUCCAGCACCAGCGGGUGCACAGCCCGGAGUGA
Molecule: messenger RNA, 1272 nt
Organism: Chrysochloris asiatica (Cape golden mole)
Lineage: Eukaryota; Metazoa; Chordata; Mammalia; Afrosoricida; Chrysochloridae
Gene: ZNF696
Product: zinc finger protein 696
Exons: 3
Coding region: 1-1272 (423 amino acids)
Biological process (GO): regulation of transcription by RNA polymerase II
Molecular function (GO): RNA polymerase II cis-regulatory region sequence-specific DNA binding; DNA-binding transcription factor activity, RNA polymerase II-specific
Source: RefSeq, a predicted model, not a curated record